Messenger RNA from Durusdinium trenchii, 2856 nucleotides. NCBI's taxonomy places the organism in Eukaryota, Dinophyceae, Suessiales, Symbiodiniaceae. The record is from the annotation of a GenBank genome assembly.
AUGGCUAAAACGGUUUGCUUUGUAGGAGGAACCCUUCCAGCCCAUUCGGUGCCCAAGUCGCUCAAGUAUGUCAAUUCGUUAAUUUUGCAACUAGAGGAGCCCAGCUGUUUGGAGGCGCUGCUGCAGCGCGGCUUGGCUUUGCUGGAGCUGGGUCGCCCUUCGGCGGCGGACCACGUGCUGCGGGAGGGGCUUCAAGCGGACGGCAGCGCAGUCCUCGCACGCUCCGCUCCUGAAAGUCAGGAGGUCUUGGAUCAGUUGGAGACCUAUUUGAAAGAUGAAGCCUUACUGCAGCAGGUGCAGAAGCUCAGGGAGACUGGGAAUGAGCAUGUGCGACAAGGUCGUUAUGCUGACGCCUCGUGGUGUUACGAAGACUGCCUGCAGGUCCUAUGGGGUAAGGAUUUGAUCUUCCCCUCUGAAGUGAAGGAGCGCGCGCAGCGCGCAGUUACCGGGCUUUGGCGUCAGAUCCGCGCGGCGGAGACGGCGGUGCUCACCAACCUGUCUUUGUGCUGCCUCCAGGGUGAAGUGGACUGGGCACCCAGUCCCGAACGAGCCAUGCAGCUUUGUGAGAUUGCUCUCACCUACGAUCCAGACCAUGUGAAGGCCAUGCGGCGCAUGGCGCAUGCCUUCAUGGCGUUGCAACGCUACGAGGACGCUGAAGCUGUGCUCACCUCUGCGGCACGGAAGCGGCCGCAGGAUGCUUCACUGCGGCAGGAUCUCAAGCGCGCCCAGCAUCGAGCGGAUGAAGUGCGGCGGAAAGCGCGAGACUGGGAGCGGGAGGCCUUCCGCGACCUCUUCGAACGGCUGCCGGGCUUCGCGACGCCCGAGGCGUGCAACGGUGAGGACCAAGAGGAUCGGUGGCCGGAGACGCAGUUCCCUACGCCGCAGAAAUGCCUGGGAACGCAGGAGGUGCAAGACUACGUGACACACUUGUCGGAAAGUCUUCAGCAGGAAGGUGAGGCCGCGUAUAUGAUGGAGUUGCUGUAUACGAUCCGCCACGCGGUCGAGAUGCAGUGGGGCUCAGGCUCUGGCAAACAGCUACCGCGGAUUGUUCCUUUGGUGCAGGCUUUAACACGGAGCAUGGGUGUGGUGAAGACCCACGAGCCGGGCAAGGCCAUUGAAACAGAACCAGAACACACCUUCGACGCCAUCCCCAUGAAGCCGCUGGAAGGCACCAAAGUGAAAACAGCCAUUGAGGUGAUCAAAUAUGUUCCAGAACAUGGCUUAGAUGUGGGUAUCCUAGUGACACUCAUCAACGAGAAGAAGUUCAACCAACUUCCUGGCCCUCUCGCUUUGCAAGCUGACAUCCCUAUCCCCUUCGCAAUGCAAAUGGUCUUUCGCAAGCUCAGUGUCAAGGAAUACCAGGUUCUUCGACACUUCACCUUUGAUCAGAAGUUGGACGUCCGCCUUUUGAAGUCUGCUGUCUCUGGUGACUUGUACAUCUUGGACUACGGCAAGAACUUUCGUAAUGGACAAGCUGGGUGUCAACUUCUUCUUGAGAAAUUCGUCUCCAAGAAGAUCGUGAAGGCCAAGGAGAAAUCUGCUCUAGAACUUGGCUUUGACUACAUCAAAACCAACGGGCCAAGAAGCAACAUGGGAAAUCGUCAGACUGAGUGGGCCGAAAUUGAAACUCAUCGUGAAGGUAGCCCCAUCUUUGGCUGGACUGCAGGACUUGUCAAGGAGAGUCUUCGGGGCUAUGCAAAUUCCAACAUCUUUGUCGAGCCCACGCACAACUACUUUCCCACCAUGCACGACCUUAGCAACUUGUUUCUGGAAGAAGUCCUGUGCCCUCUUCUACCAGAUAUGAAAACCAAGACUUUGGUCAUGUUGGGCAAUGCUGGGGCUGGCAAAACACCAGCUGCUCAAGCCAUUGCCAUGGCCUUUUCCGAGUAUUGGAUUUUGCGAGCUGGUCAUGAACAUGAACUCCGUCCAAGCUUUCGUCUUUCCAAUAGCCUCGAGAACUUGCGGGGUGAGCCCGGACUACGGGAAAGGCCAGACAUUCUAGAUGACUCUGAUAUGAGCAACAUCCCGCUUCCCAAGGUCAAAGCCUUUUUGGAUAGCUCCUUGGCUGAAACCUUCACCGUGGAGAGGUGGACCGCCACAAAAUUUGUUCUCAAUCAACUUCGAGUCAUCUGCGACAAUCGCGUUCAUGCUGAAGCUGAAGAAGGUCUCAAGAUUGGCCAAACUGAGAUUCCUUUCCAUGUCUUCAUGGACUACAUCAAGACAGCUUUCCACGAAAAGGCGCAAAGGGAGGACAUUCAAGCUUGUCUCAAAAGGUCCCAUUUCAUCCUCAACAUGAACGAAGCCAUCUACGUCCGCCCAGCUGGCGCUGGGGAGUUGCCAGUCCGCAUUGUCCGCUACCCUGAGACUGACAACCGUGAAGUCAUCAAGGAUUUCAUUGCUCCUGAGGGAAAACCAAUCAUUGCUCAGAUGAUGGAAGGCAACCCUACUCCUCCGUCCAAUUGGCUGCAAAAACGGCAAUGGUGUCAUGAUCUCCUGACCUACAUGAUCGAAACCAACAACCUGGAGAUUCCACCUGCCCGUACCAUUCGUGGACGAUCUCUCUUUGGUGGAACCCCUUCCAUUCAAGAAAGCACACUCGCUGCAUCACCUGAACAUGCUUUCGAUCGUCCUGGUGUACCUUUUCUACAAGUGAAGCAAGAGCCAUCCUCUCCAGACCGUGCUCGCUUUCCUGCUUUGAAAAGAAUGCGCACCAGUGAGGUGAUUUCCUUGGACACGCCUUCCCCUGCCAAGCGCUGCUGUGCUUCAUCCAGGUUUGCUGAGGAUGAUGACGAUGGCUUUCCUCAACCUGGAGAUCUGAUGAUGCUUUCGAUGAAGGCAUGGAGCAUGAGUGAGUGA